UUUAGAUGAGGCAUGGGGGAUGUUAUUUGUCCACCCAGAUCUAAUCAGUGACAGAAUUAAAAGGGAGGAAAAAUACAAUUAAACAAGGCAGUGACGCGUCAGUCGCUUUGAUUAGUCUGAUUUCAUGUUUCAGGGUUUAUUACAGACGAAACCUGUCUUUUGCGCGUUAUUUUGGACGACCUGCAAUGGUUGCAACCGACCGAGCGACACCUCAACAAGGCGAGUAGGACGGAAAAAAAAAAUACAUAGGCUAUAUAAGAUUCACUUCCCGGAUAUUUAAUUUUUAAAAUUUUUUUUUUUUAGUUUUCUACCUGGCUUUGCAAAACGUUAAAUGAAUAUACCAUUGUAAUUGGACGCAUUUGGAGGCAUUUAAUGGAUGAUUCGCGAUGCACAUCUCAUCCUCCGUCGAUGAGCGCAGCAAAAUAGUGUAGAAAGGUGACGGACAAUGCCCAGGUCGGUGUCUCCAGGACUGCUGCGAUCCUGGUCCUGAAUGCCGCAGAGAGAGACACCGGAGCGGGUGUCACCGUCAGCCCUGGAUGCUGCGCCGAAGAGUGGGCUACUCCGACCCGUCGUCGGGUAAAGAUAUACUCGGCAGUAGAUCUCUGUGUUUCAUGUUUAUUUGCGCGUUUGGACUUGUCACGCUCUUGCAGCAGAUUCUAUAUGGAAAAAACUACAUUAAGAGUUCGCAACAGCUUAGCCGACUCAAAGGGGACGAGACAGGAAAUUGGACCGGUCCCAUUAAUUUCUCCGAUGAUGGAUCUCUGAGGCCUGCCAGAACUGGAAGGAAAAGAUGUUUCCGUCAGAAUAUUCAGCCAGAUUCACAGAUCUCCGUAAUAGUCACACCCUGCCUAGCUGAAAUUAAGAAGAAAAAAAAACGCGCUCAAAGGUAUCUGGAAACCUACGAUGGCGCGUUUGAGUACAACUCCACUACUUGCAGGGAGCUCAGACAAGAGAUUAUGGAUGUCAAAGUCUUGACAAUGGUGAAAACCUCAGAGCUGUUUGAGAGAUGGCGAAAUGUGCAGGUCUGUAAAUGGGAGCAGAACAAGGAGGAGACCAACAACUUUAAGAUGUCUCUUUCUCGCUGCUGUAAUGCUCCAUCCUUUUUGUUCACCACCAAGAGGAACACUCCUGCAGGGACCAAGCUGAGGUACGAGGUGGACACCAGUGGUAUCCUCCCCAUUACCACAGAGAUCUUUAAGAUGUUCCCAGAUGAUAUGCCAUAUUUAAAAUCCCAGUACAAAAAAUGUGCUGUGAUUGGAAACGGUGGUAUCAUCAAGAACAGCAAAUGUGGAAAGGAAAUCGACUCAGCAGAUUUUGUUUUCAGAUGUAACAUACCUCCCAUCAAUGAGAAGUACUCAGCAGAUGUUGGCACGAAAACAGAUCUGGUGACAAUAAAUCCAAGCAUUAUUACUGAGAGAUUUCAGAGGCUGGAGAAAUGGCGGCGACCUUUUUAUGAAGUACUCCAGAAUUACGAGAAUUCCUCCGUGGUGCUACCCGCCUUCUACAACACCCGCAACACUGACGUAUCUUUCAGAGUAAAGUACAUGCUGGAUGAUUUCGACUCCCAGAGAGGCGUGUUCUUCUUCCACCCGCAGUACCUGCUCAAUGUGCAGCGUUUCUGGGCAGUUCAGGGCGUCCGGGCCAAACGACUCAGCAGUGGCCUGAUGCUUGUGACCGCUGCCUUAGAGCUGUGCCAGGAGGUCCACCUCUACGGUUUCUGGGCAUUUCCCAUGAACCCCUCUGGUAUCUUCGUCACUCACCACUACUAUGACAACGUCAAGCCGCGACCCGGGUUUCAUGCUAUGCCCCAUGAAAUUUUCAACUUCAUUCACAUGCAUACACGUGGGAUCAUCAAUGUACACACAGACACAUGUACGUGAUCCCUCAGUUUUCUUCCAUCUCUUUUAAUUUAGUGUUUUAUAGAGAGCUGGCUUUGGGAGCGGACACCUGCUCCAUCAAGUUAAUAACGACAUAGUCACCGUAAGAUAUUUCCCUUUUUAACGAGUCUUUACUGCUGUCAUGUUGCUAUGGUUACCUCUGACCCCUGACCAUAGGAUGCUUGUUUUAUUGUGAAAAGUGGUAUUCAUAGUGAUGUUGUUCCUGUGAUGUUUUCUAGUGGCUCUGCUAUACAGAGAUGUUGUUUUCUACUCAAUUGCACAGAUAUUUACAGUGGAACAGGGCUGCUGUGGGUGUCAUUGUGCCCCUGCAAACCCCUUCCUCUCUCUUUAUCUUGGACACUCUGUUGGUGUGGCAGCUUUUAAUGUUUGUGCAAAACAAAGUCUGAUCCUUGAUAUUGAGCUAAUAUAUAUCCAUAUAAAAGGAUAUAAUUGUAACAUCUAAUUGUCUACUUUUGUAAUAUAUUUCCUAACCACCAGAACGGCUGUGUCAAUACACUUAUAAAGUGGCCUGUUUUCAGUGGCCUACUUUCUCCCGUUAAAAAUAUCCUUCUAUAGCUGCACUGAGCAAACAAAGUAUAAUUGGAGGAAAGUCUUUUUAAUUUAUUUAUUUAUUUUCACUUUUUACCUUGUCAUGAAUUUAGACAAAAAAAAACAACAGAAAAAUAUUUAAUAAAAUGUUUAUUGAUAGUCAAGGUCAUCCAAUCUGCAAAGACAUCUGCUGAACAACCCAGCCUCUGUCAUUUUUGUCUUAAACCAUUUUGCCUUAUGAGGUAUCAAACCCCUCUAUAUGUUACACGAUGGACCCUUUGUGUUUUCCUUAUCUACAAAUACAUUUGGAUCAAGUUAGGUACUCAUUUGGUACUUGGACUGAAGGACAUUAACUGUAAGAAUUGCUCUAAACUCCAUUCAUAACUAUGCGAUGCUCUGCAUGAAUUUGCUCUGGCUUUUGUGUGUGCCUGCUACAACGAUCACUGAAAUAUGUUUACACUUAAGCCUCUACUGAUCACAGUGCAUUUGGAGAUGUGGACACCAAACUCUUCACAGAGAAUUUAGCUUGUGGAUAAAAUAAGUGUCUUGUCUUAUGCAGUUUUCACUAAUAAUAGGUGCAAAAAUGAAUGAAGAGAGUUGAUGUCUCUCUCUUGAGUAGUACAACCCUUUUAUUACUAUUGUUCUGUCUUUUGUUCAACUUUGAACUGUGAAGAUUAAGUUUGCACUGAAGAAAGUAUUUAGAAUUUUGAUGCUGGACGGAUGUGCUGAUUUGUACUUUUUUGUAAUUAUGUAAAGAGAUUAUAAGUUAAUAUCUUGUCACUCUUUUUCAUGCUUGACUGCACUGCAUCUUAGUAUGUAAAUUCAAAUGGACAAAGAUAAGAACAUUGUCUUCCUUUCAUGAUUUUUAAUGUCUCUUUUUGGUUUCUGUACACCACAUUAUGAUUAAUCAAAUACGAAUGCCAUUUAAUUAGUUUCUUUUUUUUUUGGAUUAACCAAUACAUUAUUUCACAAUCACAGUUUAAUCAAAAAUUAAAAAGGAAAUGAGCAGAUCUGUGUACUGAAAGGAACAUAUACAGUUAUAGUGCUUCAGAACUGACUCUUGAGCUUUCUUUUUAUUUUUACUUUGUAAAUAAAACUGUUUGAAUUU
Cololabis saira (Pacific saury) is the source of this 3534-nucleotide messenger RNA. RefSeq names its product ST8 alpha-N-acetyl-neuraminide alpha-2,8-sialyltransferase 5 (gene st8sia5). Bases 537 to 1880 code for a protein of 447 amino acids. The transcript is spliced from 9 exons. Gene Ontology annotation, biological process: N-glycan processing; oligosaccharide metabolic process. NCBI's taxonomy places the organism in Eukaryota, Metazoa, Chordata, Actinopteri, Beloniformes, Belonidae. Gene Ontology annotation, molecular function: alpha-N-acetylneuraminate alpha-2,8-sialyltransferase activity. The record is from RefSeq and is a predicted model, not a curated record.